Molecule: messenger RNA, 1351 nt
Organism: Clarias gariepinus (North African catfish)
Lineage: Eukaryota; Metazoa; Chordata; Actinopteri; Siluriformes; Clariidae
Gene: dmrt2b
Product: doublesex and mab-3 related transcription factor 2b
Exons: 4
Coding region: 59-1156 (365 amino acids)
Biological process (GO): sex differentiation; regulation of transcription by RNA polymerase II
Cellular component (GO): nucleus
Molecular function (GO): RNA polymerase II cis-regulatory region sequence-specific DNA binding; DNA-binding transcription factor activity, RNA polymerase II-specific
Source: RefSeq, a predicted model, not a curated record
UCGUCAUCAUCUUAGUGCGCAAGAACCCGAUCCCGGCUCUGGCGUUAUUACCGUCCACAUGGCCGAUCACCUGGGGCCGGAGUGCCAGCUGCAGGAGCGCGCCGAGCUCCACGGACCCGCGGAGGGAGCGGACGCGCAGCGACCGCACAGAGCCGCCGUGCGCAGCCCCAAGUGCGCGCGCUGCCGCAACCACGGCGUCGUGUCGCGCCUCAAGGGCCACAAGCGCGCGUGCCGCUGGCGGGAGUGCCAGUGCGCGAGCUGCGUCCUGGUGCUGGAGCGGCAGCGCGUGAUGGCGGCGCAGGUCGCGCUCCGCAGACAGCAGGCCGGAGAGAGUAACAAAACGCAAAGAAGUGCUCCUUUCCUGAGACGCCAAACCUACCAGCGCUACAGCAAACCACCUAGCCUCCUGGCCAAGAGUUUACUAGAGGGAUGUAAAUCACCAGCGUCAGAAGACUGGCAGACGAGACUUCACUAUCCUCCACUUAGUGUUAAGAUGAGGAAAAGGAGAGCUUUUGCUGAUAAAGAGCUGGAGAGUGUGAUGCUGGAGCGGGAGCUCAGACAGAGAGAAAUGGAAGAGCUGCAUAGAAUUGUCCUCCUUCAGGCUACCGUGUCUCCAAGUCCCGCACCUUGCUUCUGUCCGCUGUCUGACACGGGCAUGCCCGGCUAUGUGCCCGUGUAUCAAUCCAGUCCACUGGUGUUUGACUGUGAUCAAUGCCACACACAGGAGUUCAAAACCAGGCCUGUAGAGCACUGUCCGCGGGACAUCCUCACAACACAGAAUUUUUCUCCGUCCUUAAAAUCGUGGGACACCUGCACUGGGACAGAGACAUGUCUGGAACCUGCUGCUCUGCCCUCGUUUCAAGGCUCACACUAUUAUUGUUGCAAAAACAGAGGAAAUUCAGAGGUGGAAAGGGUCCCCGCUGACUCGUCUCACAGCACGCCUCCACAGAGUGCCGCUGCUGACAGACUGGAUGUCACGUCAAAGCGAGACAGCACUCCUUUUCUGACCGAGACGAAGACUCUGUCACAGACUGAGCAGCCAGAGAAACACUGCAGGGCAUCAGGGCUUGAAUCAUUCACACACAAGCACUGGGACACUAAACCCAAGAACGAGAGGCCCUUACCUUUUUCUGUCGAGGCUUUGCUGAUGAGAUGAUAGGAAGUAUUCUCUGUAGAAUUGGUUUUAGAGAUUUAGUGAUUUAUUUUUCUAGAUUUUUUUUUUUUUUGAUAGAGGAACCCAUGCUACAGGUGUUACUCUGAAGCUGAAUAAUUAGGUUUAAAUAUGUCUUAAUAAUGUGCCUUGGGUUGUAAUUUGUUUGCUAGUUCAUUCUAAGUAUAUUUUUAAUUUAUU